Messenger RNA from Glycine soja, 1718 nucleotides. RefSeq names its product E3 ubiquitin-protein ligase SIS3-like. NCBI's taxonomy places the organism in Eukaryota, Viridiplantae, Streptophyta, Magnoliopsida, Fabales, Fabaceae. Gene Ontology annotation, biological process: sugar mediated signaling pathway. Gene Ontology annotation, molecular function: ubiquitin-protein transferase activity. The record is from RefSeq and is a predicted model, not a curated record. The transcript has 10 exons. The coding region runs from base 321 to 1457 and encodes 378 amino acids.
AGUAUAUUCUAAUUUCUUUUGAUUCAUCUCCCGUGGAAUCUCUUAUUCCCUCUUUCCUUUCAUUACCCAAUAAAAUCGUAGAAAUCCAAUCCCAUCUCUCAUGAACAAUCAACCAAGAAAACAGUGAGCACAGUUCAGUUGCACACCUUCUCUGUGCUUCUUCUUCGAUGUUCAAUUACAAUAACACCAACUCGCUUCAUGAAACACCCCACUCCAAUUUCGCCCUGUCACAAUCGCAUCACUCAUGCAUUGGCCACUGUCACAUAACCGCGAUCGCUGGAUACGACACCCUUUCGUUCUAGGGUUUCCCCUCCACCACUAUGGCCAUCAGAGGCGUCAAUUUCAAAUGGUUCGAUGGCUUUUUCUUGUCCAUGCUCGCCACCAGCAUAGCUAUUGUGGCAAUUAAUUGGAAGCGGUAUCAAUCUUGUACUCACCCUUUGCACAUAUGGACUGUGGUUGACUACGCUGCUGUUUUCACUUUCCGGCUUUUGAUGUUUGUUGAUAACGGGCUUGCUUCGGGAAUGGGUUUAGAUUUUGGGUGGCCGCAGAGAUAUGCUCGCUUCUGUGGAAGAGUAGUUGUACUUUCAAUUCUUGCAUUGCUUCUCUAUCCAUUUCUUUGGGCUUGGACAAUAAUUGGUACCCUGUGGUUCAGCAACACUAAAAUCUGCUUGCCUGGAGGGGGCCAGAAAUGGGGCUUCCUUAUCUGGUUACUUUUUAGCUACUGUGGACUCCUCUGUAUUGCUUGCUUGGCAAUGCGGAAGUGGUUGAAACGAAGACAAGCACGCAUGUUAGGUGCUCAAGAGGGUAUCCCUGUAUCCGCAUUUGGGGUUCUAGUUGAAAUGAUCCGAGUACCUGAUUGGGCAUUUGAAGCUGCAGGUCAAGAAACAAGGAGUAUGGCCCAAGAUGCUGCAUAUCAUCCUGGACUUUACCUAACUCCAGCCCAGAGAGAAGCAGUUGAAGCUUUAAUUCAGGAACUCCCAUCGUUCAGGUUAACUGCUGUUCCUACUAAUUGCAGUGAAUGCCUCAUCUGCUUAGAAGAAUUCCAUGUAGGAAAUCAGGUCCGUGGCCUGCCCUGUGCUCACAAUUUUCAUGUUGAAUGCAUUGAUGAGUGGCUUCGGCUUAAUGUGAAUUGUCCUCGGUGCCGUUGCUCAGUAUUUCCUAAUCUUGAUCUCAGUGCUCUGUCCAAUAUCCGUUCUGAGUCUGAACAGUCUUCUGCCACUGCUGUGACAAGCAGAGAUAUGACAGGCCAAACUUCUAGUCAGAGUUACCUUCUGAGAUUACAGGGGCCUCUCCACCCAGUUUGUGUUAACUUUGCAGGGCCAGCUGGUGAGACAGACAAUGCUUUGGAAAAUGCUGAAAAUGGUGUUGUACCUGUUGUGACUCAAAAUAUGUCAACUAGAGAUCAGGCCACUUCUGGUGAACACAUGCCUGUUGGUCUUUCCUCUUCCCAAAAUUAGAUUGCUUCUCAACUCUGUUAUAUUCCUAACCCAUUCGUGAGAAGUUGCAGGUUACAUAUCAGUAUCCAGCCAUUGCCUGAAGCUUUAUAUAUGAUGUACUUUCUAACAUGAAAAUUUCUGGACUGAUUCAUAAAGAAAUGGAUCAGCUUCCUUUUUUUCUGAGGGAUCUUGUAGAAAUAAAGACUUGAAGGGUGAAAAUAUACCUUUUUUUUACUUCGCUAAGAAUAUUAUAUUGAAUAUUUUUUCCUACCCUUGUUUUUA